This is a messenger RNA of Paramuricea clavata, 6703 nucleotides long. NCBI's taxonomy places the organism in Eukaryota, Metazoa, Cnidaria, Anthozoa, Malacalcyonacea, Plexauridae. The record is from the annotation of a GenBank genome assembly.
AUGGCGUCAGUUGUUUUCAUUAUACGUGUACCGUACCACGAGGAAAAUAGUAAAAGCUUAAAAAGUGAAGGGGACAAUGAACCUGUAAGCUCAGAAGGGAAUAAAGAAGAGGAUAUCAAACGACCAACUGAUGAUGAAAAUGUCAAAGGGGUCAAAUUUGACAUUAGUGAGAAUAAAACAGAUAUAAAGGCUUCGGAUCAGAACCAGGCUGAAUUAUAUGGUGAUACUAGUGAGGCAAAUCAGACUCCAGAUGAUGUGGAAAUGUUUACUGGUCCUCUGAAUUUAGCGAAGGUAUAGGAUUUUCAGAAUGUGUGUGUGUCAUUAUAGUUUAAGACAUUUUAUUGUUACUGCAUGAAAUAUCAACUCUUCAAACAGAUAUAAGGGCCUGUUUAAAUGGAGGUAGGGUGACCCUAUCAGGAGGGUUACCCUAGCAAGCGGGGCAGAAAAUAGCAAGCGUUUACAUGAGGUAGGGUGACAUUAGACUAGGGUGGCCCGCUUGCUAGGGUAACCUUCCUGAUAGGGUCACCCUACUUCCAUUUAAACAGGCCCUUAAUAUAUGAAUAAUAUCACUGUGGUGGGAAUUGAAUUCACUACCAGUCUACCAUCGGUUUGCUAGGUCAAUGGUACCAACUGAGCUACGAAGACAAGUUGGUGUGAGUAGGUGAUAUUUCGAAACUGAGUUUAUUUCCUUCGUUAUCAGUAUAUCUUAUGAUCCAUAUUUAUAACACCAGGUGCCUAUGGCUCUCAGAUAGCUGGACUGGGAAAUAGCAUGUGCAGGGCACACUUCCAUACAAAUUAACCCGAAGACUCCUAAAUUAGGACCUAUUUCUUACUGGGUAUCAAAAUAUCAAGGCUGCAAGCCUGCAAUCACAGAUGCACCUGCAAGUUGUAAGUUAUAUUGUCAUAAUUUUUUUAUAUAUAUUAUAAAGGUCUUACAAAAUGAGUUGAGUUCACUAAAUGUUGAAGGUGACUCAUGGACAGUCACAAAUGACAAGCAGUUUUAUCAGGUAUAUAAUGUUAAUUUAUCAUCUAUCAGACUUAAUAACGUUUUUCUAAGAACAAAAUGUAUGGUAAUUAAUUACAUAAGCUCUGAAUUAUAAGGUGGUAUUCUUGGAAAAGACUGGUGAAAGAGUUGAGAAAAUUUUGGCGAGAUUAACACAUGUUGGCAUUGGCAAGAGACCAAAAUCAUCAGUAAGGUAUUAUGUGAAAAAAUUCCAAAAAAAAUGUAAUUCACCACCACAAGAAAAAUAUGACCCUUUUCCUUCUACCCCCUGAAAAAAUAGAUCACUCUAAUAUUUGAUCCAAUAUGAGUGUAGCUCUCAUAAUUAGAACCUGUAGGCUUUUAUGAAUAAAAAGUCUCCAUUAAUGCUUGUUGAAUCCCAUACCAGCUUCAUUUUUAUAAAAUAGCUUACUAAGGGUGCACCCCCUCUGAAAUGGUAUGCACAGCUUCCCUCUACCAAUCAAACCAUAAAACUUGCAGCUGAAACAAGGAUGCACCUCUAGGAAAAAUCUUCACCCACCCCCAAAAAUUCAGAAAGAGUCAACAAAAUCAACAUUUUGUGAGCAGCUACAGUGGUGGCACAAGGGGGUAUUUCACACCUUCCCUGGAAAAUAUCCACCCCCCUCUCCCCCUCUGAAAAAACCAACAUUCAAAAGAUGCACCAUUAACAAUUAGCACCCAUCCCGGCAUCCUGUCUAAAUUCUGUUCUCAAUCUGACCCUUAACCAGGGCCGGCACUUGAGGGAGUGUUGGGGUGGAACACCCCCCAGUCAUGAGGUAGUCAGCAAAAUAUUGAAUCGGCAAAAUGUGGAUUUGGAUAGGAAGGAAAAAUAAAAUAAUUGAGUGACACCGAUUUCGGACGAUAAGAAUGAUAGCUAAAAUGGGAAGAAAUUUAUGAAAAAAUUAGGGAAAAAUGGAAUGAACAACAGUGGUUAUUAUAAAUGCAAGAUGGACAAAUAUGUUAUCUGGAAAAUUUGUUUUGAUGUUGUGCCCCCACCACCCCUGCUCGCUAACAAUUUUGAGAAAACAAAUAUUAAUUAGUGGUUGUAGUGAUCGACUUGGCAAAAUUUGCCUUGAUAACUCAGCAAAAUUCACUUAACCCCCUCCCCCAUUUGAAGAAGUCUUCCGCCGCCCCUGCCCUCACCCCUCUUUUCCAAGAUUCACUCAACUCCUCAUUGUUGAUGUCAUCAUUUUAAGUGACUCUAUGUUUUAGCAUCAUUCCCACAUCUGUCCACAUUCAACCUCGAGGAAAUGAAAGUAAAAGGGCUUCAAGAUGUGAAAGUACUCUCACUACACAAUCUGAAAAUGAACCAUUACUUAGUUUGUAAGUUUAAUUUGCAUUUGAUAAAUUGUUCGUACUUUUUCAAAACUGAAAUCACUGUUGCUGUGACAUUCUUUUUCGUAAAAUCGUUACAGUGAGAAGGAGUCUAUCAAAGACCAAUUCAAAAAGUCAAUAAAAUCAAGAUUGACAGUAGAACAAGUAAGCGGUUACUUUUCUGACUUAAUUAGAUAAGCUAUCUUAUUGAUUCUCUGAACAUUCUGCACUAUAGUACUGUCGUAAUUCUACUAUUGAACUUAAUAACUUAAUUAAUUUAUUGCAAUUAUUUAGGUUGUGGAAAGUGUAAGAAUGCAGGCACAUUUAACGUUUGAUUUUGUGAUGUUUACCGUCCUAGCCAGGUGAGAGUUUCCCAAAAUUAGUCACAAAUCUCAAACGUGGAUGCCAUCGUUUGUAUCUGAGUGAGCUACAUAUCCCUAGAAGAUUAGAAACAGUUUUCAUGUGAAAAUGAUUGCAUUUACUAGCUACAACAGCACUACGUUAUUAUACUUAUUAUGCAGAAUAUAUUCAUUGUGUUUUCUUAGUACAGUUUGAUAGCUGCAGUUGGUUUAGUCGAGGACAAUGCUGUGGUAUUGGUUGCCAGUAUGCUGGUAUCACCACUUAUGGUAUAUUUGUUUUCGUUAUUUAUCUUUCCCUGUUUGGUUGUUUCAUUUUCUAGAAAUUUACUGCUAGUAAUGUUAUAUGUACUAGUAAUUUUUUAACCUCAAAGCUAUCUUAUGGCCGUUUUGAACAAAGCUGUUGUACUACAGGUAGCUAUUGCUGCAACGCGUAACAAAACGACGUAACAUUCUUAUAAAUUGGUGUCGCAAUUAAAAAUUGCGUUCGUAUUGCGAUUGCAGAAAAUGUUAAAUGACGCACGACAAAUUGUUGCAUCUAACUCCCCCACUCCAACUUGCCUCGCAUUUUUUUGGAAAUUAACUAAAUUGCAAAACGGGCUAAUAGCCUAGACAGCCUAAGUAAUGGUUAAAGUUGACUGAAAAAGUAAUAAUUCUGAAUAUAGGGUCCAAUUCUUGGUGGAACAUUUGGUACAGUUAUAAAGAACAAGAGCUUGAGAAAUACAGGACUUAAAACUGAACUCUGUGGUUUAAUGAUUUCAGUAACAGUUGGUACAGUUUGCAAUUAAUUGUGUUUGAUGCUAAAACGAUAGACAUGAUCAUCAAUUUGCAGGGUGUUAGCUACUAAUUAACAGUAAAAAAUUCCGCGUUAAACGUGCUUUUCCCAAUUACCUUCAGGUCGCAAUUUCCCAAUUUGCAGACAUUCCAACUCUCCCGAUUUUACCGGGAGUCUCCCGAAAAUUCAUGCAAUCUCCCGGUCUCCCGAUUUUUAUCAAAUUCUCCCGAUUUUUCAGAAUAUUCAGGAAAUAUCAUAAAAUAUUAUAAAUAUACUGUUUUUAGCCACAUAAUAGUCUGUCUUGACCUUCUUUGAAGUUGCUUUAUGGCAAUUUAUAGGAUCACUUAUAACAACAUAGUCCCAAAAUGCAGGAAACUUAAUUUCAGAAGACUUAAUUUUUAUUAUUUUUUCCCAGAAGAACUAGAUUUCAAUUCACUGAACAAUCUCCCUAAAUUUAACCUCCAGUGGUUGGAAUGUCUGAAUUUGGGUCAGCCAAAAAAUAGUUAUAGAAAUUCAAUGUUGUUAAUACGCCAUUAAAAACAUGUUUAUAACUACAUUUGCUCAAAAUUACUCGCAAAAUGCGGGAAAUACCAUUUCAAAGACACAAAAAUUUUAAAAAUCGAGAGGGGGCAACCGCCCAGAUCCACAAAGAAAUGCCCGGCUUCAGGCUAAAAUAAAUUUCCCAAUUUCAGGUAAACGCGGAUUUAUUUUUACUUCUGCCUAACACCCUGAUUUGAAACAAAAAUAAUUUUAUUUGCAACUUUGUUAGGAUUUCUGUUCGGUUGUGUUUGUGGUCCGUUUGGUGUAAACGGUGCAUCAUGGGAUAGCACGAAGGGUAUUUGGCCUACACAGGAAAUGACUAGCAGGUAUAAAUGCAUACAAACAUUUUAACAAAUACAGUAUUGCAGUCAAGGUUGUCAAACCUCCCCUUAUGGAAACCUCUCUAAGACUGACAUCUUUCCAAAUACAGACAUCUUUCGAAUACAGACAUCUCUCUAAUACAGACAUUUCCUGAAUACGGAUAUUGUAUGAUUAUCACAAUAACACAUUUAUUCGUCUAGGGGUAUGACUCGUAGUUUGUGGGUUGGUGUUUGCAUUGCGUUACCAUCAGGUGCUGGUGUUGCGUUAUCUGUGUUGGGUGGUAACGCUGGUUCUCUGGUGGGUGUGGCAAUAUCCGCCUCAUUGCUGCCUCCUGCAGUUAAUUCUGUAAGUUGGUCGCUGUGGAUUUCAUCUCGGGAUGAACAGUGGCAAAUAAAAUAUUGUUUAACAAAAUCUGAUUUCAACGUAUGUUAAUUAAAAAUGUUUAACAUAAAUUACAAAUCACGAGGCAAUAUGUGUCAACAUUUCUGCUUAACAUGCGUUGAAAUCAGAUUUUGUUGCAAGUUACAGCAAUUUUAUUGCUCGUAUUACUCCAGUUUUACGUUCAUAUAAAACUCAAUGUUUAUCACAAGCAUUUGGACGUUUCAAAAAGUUUGAUGCUAGUUGAACGUGAUUUAGCUUUAUGGACUGAUUGAAUGCACGUGAUAGAUAUGAAAGUUUCACGUGAGAGAAUUUCUGCGAAUGUUUUAUCCUGAUGGGAUGAUAACGACGGUACAUCAAAAGUGAAAUUUUCGGAAAAAUACUUCAAGAAUUGGGGAAUUUUUAAGCAUGAAACAUUAGACUAUUGCGUAUUAAUAUUGAAAUGUCCUCUUUGUAUUUAGGGGAUGUUAUGGGCGUAUUCUAUUAUUUCUGCUAUAAAACCUCCCGAAUUACUGGACAGCGGUGAAUUCAAAACGUCAACGGUAUAACUGAAAUAAAUGAAAUAAAUUAUAAUACAUAUAUAGCAUGAGUGGCCGUGUUGUGUGAUUUGUCUGGAUCAAAACGUUUACAUUUCUUGAAUUAUUUUAAAUACAUGAAUGAUUAUAAGAACUUAAUAUUUGUGCAAGUCAGCAGAAUUUUUGCAUCAGGUGUACAAGCUCCUCCACAGUCGUGAUUUCCUUUGUUCUCGUCAUGAAUGUUAGUAAGAAAUCCAAUUAUGUAUAUAAAGAUUGUCACAACUAUGCAUGCACUAAUUCUAUUUUGUACUUUAAUUCCAUUUUAUCAAAUCAUUUUCAGUUAAAAUGUCCACCGUUCAAAAACAACAGUUACAUGCCUACCUACAGUUGUGACAUGGGAAAAGAAGCGGCUAUUAUGGCGACUAUAAGUUUGGUUUUGACUGUUGUCAAUAUAAUCUGUAUUUUAAUAACUGCUACCGUCGUUUUAAAGGUAAGUGCCAACUUUUCUUCGUAUUUCUUUAUUUUUCUUUUAUCUUUGUCUCGUUGGCGAGUCUCGGCAAGUUUUACAAAGGACAUAGUUGAGACUACUACAUGCAUAUAAUGAAAAGAACUGGCAUUAUUUCCUCACUGGUUGACCACCAUCUGCUGCACGAUAAUGCUUUGUGAAAUCCAUCUAUAACAACAGAUGUUUUAUUUGUUGGCAGAUUAAAGAAGUUGCACCACAAGCGUCUAGCUCUAACGCUACUCAGACAUUCUGGACCAAAGAUAUAAAGGUUGUAAUAUUCUUCAUUCACAAAUAUCUUGAUGUUAUUUGAAUGUUUACUCGUUCUGCCCACCCCUCCAGAACAUUGUUGUCAAAAAUGUGUCCUGACAACAAUUAGUAUCCCAAAGGUCGCGGGUUCGAUUCCCACCGUGGUCAGGCAAACUUUUCAGCCUGCCCGGUGUUGACACAUACUCAGAGUAACAUCAUGCAGAAACAUAUUCACCUGAGUAUACAUAUCAAAAACACACACAAAAAUAUCAUGAACUAAGGAUUAGUUUUUGGUGAGACAGAGAAACCGGAGGACCCGGAGAAAGCCUGCAGAUAAGCAUAGGAGAGAACCAAGUUUUCAAGACCAUGGAAGUUACAAAACCUAAAUCCCUAACCCUAACAGGAAGUGUGCUAAUCACAUAUGCCGCCAUAUUAAUACAUUUUUUUCUUGUAGGUAGCAAGAGAAGCUUACGAAACGGUCAAAGGUGAUCAGGCAACCAGCUUUCUUAAAGAGUGGAAGGCGAGUGUGCUGUUUCAAAAACUGCUCUCUUCGACAUGCAUUAUCUCCGAGGUCCAGUCAACACAUCAUUGCCUAGAUUGCCAAAGUCAACACAUCAUUGCCUAGAUGGACCAAAAUAUGAAUCUCUUUUGCCAUCGUUUUUUUAUAGAAAGUUCAACAGCGUUCAAAAGCAGGCUCACGAAAUUCCCUUCAAGAGAAUGAAGAGUUUCUAGGUAUAAUCGAGGUAAAACAAG